Messenger RNA from Peronospora matthiolae, 1158 nucleotides. NCBI's taxonomy places the organism in Eukaryota, Oomycota, Peronosporomycetes, Peronosporales, Peronosporaceae. The record is from the annotation of a GenBank genome assembly.
AUGCCUCUUCUGCCGAUGCUGAUCCUGCCGAUGCUGACGUGGGUAGCGACCCAAUGCGUAACUUGGACACUGCCGAGCCUGACCAAGCCAGCUCCGCUCCAGCUGACCACCUUGCCGACCCUGUUGGCUUUUCGGUCGGAUCGGAUGACGCCCCCGGCGGACGAUGCCUCUUCUGCCGAUGCUGAUACUGCCGAUGCUGACGUGGGUAGCGACCCAAUGCGUAACUUGGACACUGCCGAGCCUGACCAAGCCAGCUCCGCUCCGGCUGACCACCUUGCCGACCCUGUUGGCUUUUCGGUCGGAUCUGAUGACGCCCCGGCGGACGAUGCCUCUUCUGCCGAUGCUGAUCCUGCCGAUGCUGACGUGGGUAGCGACCCAAUGCGUAACUUGGACACUGCCGAGCCUGACCAAGCCAGCUCCGCUCCGGCUGACCACCUUGCCGACCCUGUUGGCUUUUCGGUCGGAUCUGAUGACGCCCCGGCGGACGAUGCCUCUUCUGCCGAUGCUGAUACUGCCGAUGCUGACGUGGGUAGCGACCCAAUGCGUAACUUGGACACUGCCGAGCCUGACCAAGCCAGCUCCGCUCCGGCUGACCACCUUGCCGACCCUGUUGGCUUUUCGGUCGGAUCUGAUGACGCCCCGGCGGACGAUGCCUCUUCUGCUGAUGCUGAUCCUGCCGAUGCUGACGUGGGUAGCGACCCAAUGCGUAACUUGGACACUGCCGAGCCUGACCAAGCCAGCUCCGCUCCGGCUGACCACCUUGCCGACCCUGUUGGCUUUUCGGUCGGAUCUGAUGACGCCCCGGCGGACGAUGCCUCUUCUGCUGAUGCUGAUCCUGCCGAUGCUGACGUGGGUAGCGACCCAAUGCGUAACUUGGACACUGCCGAGCCUGACCAAGCCAGCCCCGCUCCAGCUGACCACCUUGCCGACCCUGUUGGCUUUUCGGUCGGAUCUGAUGACGCCCCGGCGGACGAUGCCUCUUCUGCCGAUGCUGAUCCUGCCGAUGCUGACGUGGGUAGCGACCCAAUGCGUAACUUGGACACUGCCGAGCCUGACCAAGCCAGCUCCGCUCCGGCUGACCACCUUGCCGACCCUGUUGGCUUUUCGGUCGGAUCUGAUGACGCCCCCGGCGGACGAUGCCUCUUCUGCCGAUGCUGA